CAAGCAUUACGCAAGUAGGGCGCGUGCUACACAGGCAUCCUAAAGUCAUGGACGAAUAUCUCAACAACCACAUGGCGUUGAAACGAUCAUAUCCUUUCGAAAUCGCCGAUCCACAUAUACCACAACAUGGGCAACAACUACAUGCGCAUGAGUCUACGCCGAUCAAUGAGCCCUUGUGUCUGUUAGGCUCGGUCAUCGAUGUGAGAGCGCAGGUGCAACCUGGGGUGCGCGAUCUUUUCCAUCGCGCAUAUGCUUUUGGGACAACACAAGAUGACCUUACGUUUGAGGUCUGUCCGAAAGGCGAUUACUUCGAGCUCUAUAGCCAAGGAGGAGCGUUUGCGCGUCUCGACAAGGCCUUCUGCAACGAAGCCCGCGGACUGGUAGGGCUUGGUGUUGAAUUUGAGGCAUGUUUGGACCGAAAGCGUCGAGAGGAAACUACAAACGCUUGGACGCCAUCCGCAGGUGAAACGGUGACAUUUCUUGUCGACGUGAACGUAAAGAGCCUGAUGCAUCACGCUGGAACAGUUGGCAACAUCCUCCUUCGCUCUGGAAUCUUCUUGCAAUUUCCUUUGCAGAGACCCGGUGGAGAAACGUACCUCAAUCCCCAAAUUCUCCAGAUCGAAGGAUUUUGUGAGAAAGCUGACGAGACAAUGACCGAGGGAGAAGACGCGUUAACGCCUACUGUCGUCCUAGAUGGGUCGGCUCAAGGCAAUCUCAAACCGUCUAGGAAACCUCAAGACAAUUUUGAACAGAUCCUUGAUUCACUCACUCAUACAAAUAUACUUCAGGAGAUACGUACGGACACUAGUCGUAUCAAGACCAAACUCAUGACGCACCAAAUGAUGGCACUAGACUUCAUUGCACAGCGAGAAAGCGGUAGGCCUUCUACAGAGCUCACAUUUUGGCAAGAAAGGCGUAGACGUAAUGGAACCUGUUUUCGGCACGUACUGACGGGGUCCGAGACUUCCGAACACCGCGAGGCGAGAGGUGGCAUUCUUGCCGACGAUAUGGGACUGGGAAAGUCGCUGACGAUGUUAUCGGCCAUUGCCAGCUCACUUCCAGAUGCGGAGAGCUUCGCUUCGACUCAGACAGCGGCUGAGAACGGAUCAUCAAAUGCUUUGACACCUUCGCGAGCGACCUUGAUUCUCCUUCCAUCCACAACUCUGAUCGACAAUUGGAUCGACGAAAUCCGCACACACACAUGGCCGCACAAAGUGACGUUUCAUACACAUCUCAGUCGUGACCGGCAUGCAGAGACACAUCUUCUUCUUGAGAAAGACGUUGUUUUCACCACAUAUGCCACGGCCUUGCGGGACACCAAGCAAAUUUCUUCGCCCUUGUCGAGGGUUCAUUGGUUCCGCAUUGUGUUGGAUGAAGCCCACAAAAUACGAAAUCGAAAGACCAAGCUGUUCAAGGCAAUCCAUGAGCUUUCUGCCUAUCGCCGCUGGUGUCUCACUGGAACGCCUAUACAGAACCGUCUCGAAGACUUAGGGAGCCUGGUCGCCUUCCUACGAAUUACAGAGCUAGCGCAUACACUGACCUUUCGCACUUUCAUCAUUGCACCAACGCUGGCUGAACGAGGAACUCGGUUUCGAAAUCUACAGACAUUAUUGGGGAUUAUCUGUCUCCGGCGGACACGAGGACACCUUCAUCUACCGGAGCCGAUAGCUGAGGAGCGUUUGAUCGCGUUUUUGCCCGGUGAGUAUAGUCAGUAUUUUGACCUCUUUGAGCAGUAUAAGAGACAGUUGCAGAUGACUGCUAGCGGAAAGGGCAGGUACGUGUCUACUGCUCUUCAGUUCAUCCACGAGCUGCGUCUCUUUUGUAACAAUGGCCCGAGGAGGACACAAGAUACAUCGCACGGGUCAGACGACGAGAUACUCUCUCAUCUGGUGCAGCUUGAAGAAAACGUAUGCGCCAACUGUUCAAUCAGUAUUUUUUGCAUCGACCGGGUAGAAGGCCGAGAUGGUGGUCUGUUCAUCCAGCCGUGCAAACAUCUUGUCUGUCAUAGCUGCUGGCCUGAAUGUGUGGAGAAGAAGAAGAAGGGAAAUCACUGUCGGCUUUGUGCAAAAGGCCACGCCCCGACAGAUCUGACUACGCAUUUUAGCACCGGCGAGCUCGCCUUCGCAGCAGAAGCAGCAACGGAAACUUAUCCAUCAAAACUGAUGGCUCUAGUUAAAGACAUCAAGCACGUAUCUGGAGAGAAAUGUAUCAUCUUCUCUGCCUGGAAGAAGACCUUGAACAUGGCGGGUGAACUCUUCAAGAGAGAUGGAAUGAGCUAUGGGAUGAUUGAGGGAAGUCUGAGCUUAAACCAGCGGCUGAAAGUGUUGAAAGAGUUCAAAUCUUCCAUCGGGCCGAACAUUCUUAUGAUGACACUGGGUACGGGUGCAGAAGGCCUUACUUUGACUAUUGCCUCCCAUAUAUACCUACUUGAGCCACAAUGGAAUCCCUUCGUCGAGCUACAGGCAAUGGCGAGAGCGCAGCGCAUCGGACAGGAAAGGCGAGUAGUCUGCGUACGAUACGUCAUGGAAGGAACUAUUGAGCAGCACGACGUGAUGAAACGUCAAAAGAACAAGACAGCCCUUGCAGGCGGCGGGUUCAAAAAUCAGAAGAUGCACGACUCAUUACAAUACUUUGGUGUUGAUCUGACACGGGUGCAAGGCAACGCGAUGACUUUCUAAAGCGAUGCAUGAUAUGGCGUGGCAUCGAAGUGCGCCACGUUCCUUGGUUGAAGAGAAGGGGGCGGAGGCGGAGUAGCACAGCGCGCCCUUGCUAAUAACGCGAGUGCACAUGAACAACGCCACUGCAGUAGGAGGUCAUUUCGAGCCAGUUUGAUUGCAACGACUGUAUAGCUGUAUCAGACAUGUUAUCCUUGUUUGCGCCGGACAGCUUAGCAUCUUGGGAUUGAUGUGAUUUUUGGAAACCUCAAGAGUGGUAUGAUAUAUAAUCUUGGGACGCGUCUAACAAUGCGCCUUCUCUUGCUACCUAGGUAUGUGUUAGCCACUUCGAAUGCUAGUGGUUGGCGAAUCCGCACUCCUAAGCAACGCAAGAUCUACCAGGUGACACAUGUCAACAAGGCUGCCGUCGUAAAAUCGAGUUCAGCAGAGGUACCUCUAUUCUUGC
This is a messenger RNA of Didymella exigua CBS 183.55, 3120 nucleotides long. RefSeq lists its product as uncharacterized. The record is from RefSeq and is a predicted model, not a curated record. Lineage: Eukaryota; Fungi; Ascomycota; Dothideomycetes; Pleosporales; Didymellaceae. Bases 48 to 2678 code for a protein of 876 amino acids. Gene Ontology annotation, molecular function: ATP binding; ATP-dependent chromatin remodeler activity. The transcript has 11 exons.